Molecule: messenger RNA, 2732 nt
Organism: Oryzias latipes (Japanese medaka)
Lineage: Eukaryota; Metazoa; Chordata; Actinopteri; Beloniformes; Adrianichthyidae
Product: capZ-interacting protein
Source: RefSeq, a predicted model, not a curated record
ACUUGUUUGCUCCUCCUCCACUGCCAUGCAGCUGAUUUGGCUCCAGAUAUAAACACAGACUUUCUCUGUGGAAUCACUCUCUUCCCGAGUGGCGUGGAGUCAAUUCCAAACAACCCCAGUGGGUCCCCCUGGGCAGAAUACCCAGAAUGGAGAUUCAUGCCUUGUGGUACAUGCAGUUCCUGCUCCAUGGUCAUCCAGCAGCUUGUGGGUGGAUUUCCCACAUCACUCUGGGUUCACACAAGGUUCUUUUCCAGGGUUUGCAGCAGAAAUGAGUGAUUUCCAGAAGAACCCAUAACGUUGUUUUGAGAUGGCAUAUGGCAUGAAGGAAGUGGUUUUAGGCUUAUUAAGGCUGAACAAGCGUGCGCAGAAAGGAGCUCCUUGAGCUGUUUAUUGUGAUGGUUUCACUCUGUCAGAACCUGCUACGGGCGUCAAACCAGCACCAAAACAAUGGCAGGACUUCUUUAGUAUCCGAUCUGGACAAACAGAAGGAUUCUCCAUCCAAGCCAUCUGUGGCUGAGCUGGCCGGGAGGUUGAAAGGCCAUUUCCUGCCAGUGCCCAACUCAAAUGAUGAGACUCCAUUCCGAAAGCGACCUCCGUGUUCCCUGAAGUUACAGCAUCAAACACAUGAAAAUGAGGAGUCAGAAAACUCGGUCUCAGCGAAGCCUCACACAAAGAUGAAGAACUCUGCCAUCAUUGAGAGACUCCAGGCCAACCUGGCUCUGUCACCCACUGCUUUGCUGCCUUCAGCCAAGAGUCCGGAGGGAAAGCUGCAGCCGCCGACACUGACCCCCACCACCCCCUGCUGUCCCCUCAGCCCCACUCUGCGACCGUCACAUCAGCCCAGCGAAGAGGAAGAUCCUGUCAGCUUCGACAGCCCCCCCGAAGGCGCCACUUUGCCGAGCUUCAACAAGACCCGUGCACGGUUGUCUUUCAAGAGGCGACCGCCCACAAGACAGCACAGGAGGUCCACCGGAGACGAGGUGGAAGCCCCCCUAAGGGAUCCGUCCCCGAGUGAACUGAAAGAAAACCGGAACGAGGAACAGACCUUCAGCGUCCUGACAGAGGAACCGGAAUCUGCGCACACGGGCAGUGAGAGGAAAACCAAAAACAAGGAGGAGGACUGCGAAAAGACAGAGGCUGGGACAACACAGAGUGACCCAGACAACAGGCCAGCCCUGGAUCUGGAGGAGGAACAAGUAAAGAGCACAGAGGAUUUGGAGGAGGAACAGCUGUCUUCUGAGUCUGUUGAACAGAUACAGGUUGAUGUUAAGACAGAGGAGCGGCAGGAAGAGGCGCUUCAGGAGACAAAAAAUGAUUCAUGAACGUUUACAUAAAAGAUCAAAACCAGAAAAGUAAGUUAUUCUGUGCUUUUAUUGAAAAAUGUCCCUUAUAACAGUUAAAGACCCACUCCGACCAUCUUUGAGCUAUUUUCAAAGCAGCGCCAGUGGUCUUUUAAUUAUGAUCAUGCUGUUUUUAUCCAAAAUUUAAAAAAAAAACAACAUAAAAACCUGUGGAGCUGUUGGUGCACAGCAAGCUGUUUACAGCUUACAGCCUCUCAUACUCUAAUAGAACAUUCACACUGCGUGUUCAGCGCGUUCUUGAACGCACCUUUGGCCCACGGUGGUCAAAGGCAGGAAGGGGCUUCUUCUUUUUGUUUCACUGUUUCCUAGCACAUGUCCACCACCUAAAGUUGGAAGAGGCUUGGUGUGAAAUGUCGAAGCAGUCACUGGCAAACAGUUGGCACCUCCGUGAAACAACCAAAUCAGAGCCCCUGACUGGUCAAAGUGGGAUCUGGUUUAACUUUUAAUGGAUCCAUUUCUGCAUAGAGCCUGAAAACGGUUGUAGAAAAAUCAAAUAGAAAUGUAGUUUUAACGCGUGAACACAAGAGUUUGAACGCGGAUUGAUUGCAGAGGACGGUGUGAAUGUAGCCAAACAGUAGAGGUGAAGCAAAAAUGGCGAGCCGUAUCGGAGCUAUUCAGCCGUACAGUUUGGAUCCAGAUGUCAGCUCAGAUGUGGAAAACGCAGACGUACAUGGAUCUAGUCGUCUACAAGCGGAUGCAUCAGAUUAGAGCCGUGCAGGGAGCUUGUGGCCCACACAACACAUUUUCUACGUCUUUUUAAAUUGCAUUUUUCGUCUGCUCUUGAUUCUCUACAAUUUGAAUAAAGAAAUAAUAAGAUUUUUUUUAUAUUUCUCCUCCAUAAUCAGAAAAAUGCCAGAAGAACAUAUUUAAAAAACAGGAUUUUAAUCGGAGUGGGUCUUCAUUCCCUUUUUUUUCGCUGUCGCCCUCUCCUGGUGGUUUUCCAAACCUGUCACGUGGACUGCAAACUAUAAUCACCAUGGCAGUUAAUACUGUAUCUGUGAUUGCAGGAAGUUUGUUGUGAGUGAUUCCAUGACUGCUAAACCUUUUUUUGACUUAAAAAAAAUAAAAAACAAGUCAAAGACUUGUUGACAGUGCACUUCCAUAUCUGGAGACUGUAAGCACAUUAUUGAAAAUAAGAACAAAUAGGAGAAAAAUAUAUUUGAUUUUCUACAUGUUUGCAUAUAUAUUCAUGUGUAAUAUUAUAGCAAAUCACUUUAAGUUGAGAACUUUUGCUUUGCCUAGUUUUAUUUUGCUGCACGUUGGUCAAUGUCUUAAAUAAUUUUCUAUGCAAAUAAAAAGAAACUGCUGCUGUGGGGUGGCUCAGAUCCAAAGAAAUGUUUAAAUAAAAAGCUUUUCUUAAUAUGGAAAUAA